Penaeus vannamei (Pacific white shrimp) is the source of this 1778-nucleotide messenger RNA. The record is from RefSeq and is a predicted model, not a curated record. NCBI's taxonomy places the organism in Eukaryota, Metazoa, Arthropoda, Malacostraca, Decapoda, Penaeidae.
GUUCUAUUUUCUUUUUACGUUGCUUAUUUUUGGGGUUGGUUUCUGCUUUGGUUUGAUUAUUGUGUAACUGUUAUAAUUCGAAUUGAAAUGUAGAUAAGGUUUAUCAACAACAAAUGAAAGGCGGAGAUGAUAGAUAACAGGAAAAAUAACGACCAGAAAAAUAUCAAAUGCGUAACCGCCCUCAUCUCCGAAAGCCAGAUAAUUCAGAAAAGAGAAUAGAUUAAUCCCGUUAAAACUGAACAAAAACUAAACAAAAACUCAGCGGUUACCUGAAAAAAAAUCCAACAGAGCCAGGAAGACAAGACAGGAGAAAAUAACACCGUAUUUCUCCCCAGCAAACGCCGCGCCUCGGAAACGUUGGCACGCCUGAUAUCGAACAACAACACUCAGUAAGAGGAAAACAAAACCUAGUCCUAGACUGAAAAUGACUCGCAGGGCAUUGUAAAGCUCUCCUCCCGCCUCUCGCUGAAAGGACAGGGGAAAGAUGACAGGGAAUAUUCUAGUGGAGCCCGUGAAUAUUUUAUAACCCGGUGUUUUCUGGCUUGGCAUGGAAAUGUUGAGGCGGACGAAUCGAUCAGACGUCGUCAAUUUGUUCAGAGGCGCCCACGGCCUGUGAUGGAAGAGGCUCAGGACACGUGUGACGCGGGACGCGGCCAAGGGGCCAGUGGGAGGCAGUGACGGUGCAGCAGCGAGUGACGUAACAAAGCGAGAGCGAGCGCAGACCGUGACGAGGCCCCGUGUGAUCCCUCCGGUGACAGGCUCAUCACGCCCGCCCGGCGCUGAUGGCGGGGAACACCUCUCGAUACGGCGGGUUGUGAGAGGCGGCGGCGCCGUGCACCCGCGAGGUCAUGCGACAGAGCUGCGACGGCGGCCAGGAACAUGGCGAGUGUGAGCCCCUGCCUGGCCGAGCCUGCUUCCGGCCCUGGUCCCAGCUCCGGCCCUGGCCCUCCGCCCGCCGCCACCCUGCACCGCCCCGACGCCUCCAGGCCCUUCUCUGUGCGAUACUCACUGUCCUCCCUUCGUAAGUGUGACCCGCGUGGCACUCUGGCCUGCCGCUCUGCAUGGCGCGCCGCCGCCGGGAUGCUGGCGGGCUCCCCUGGCGUCCUGGCACCCGCCUGCCUGACACACGACGGGCUUCAGGCACCGCCGCUCUCGCACGUGUAUUGCAUGCUUGCUUGUCUAACCAUCGCUUGGCAACCCCUCUUGCAGGCUGUGCAUUCUGCUUAUAGAUUGUCUGUAACUACCGUGCAUGACAGCUCAUAGGGAGAGGAAGGUUGCAUGUCGCCUCCAGCCCGCCUUUGUCCGUAGCACCUAGGGCCGCCAGUCUUCUCUCGACCUGUGGAGCAAGUGCGUUGGGGGUUCCGUUUCAGUUGUAGGUGUUUACGGGUAGUGCGGGAAUGCCCGAGGUGUGGUCGCCCUGUGCCCAUCCGUGCGGCGUUGGGGUGGCUCUCGACGACCUGACUCACUAUUAUUAUUAUUUUUAUUUAUUUUUUUUUUUUUUUUAUCCUGACCACUUGUCCGAAUCACUUUUCCUUGUGUGGGUCUUUGUGUAUUCUUUUCCUCUUUCUCUUAUUUGUCUCUCGCAUAUCCAUCCACCAUCUAUCUAUGUGUUUUAACGCGCACAUUCGACCACGUGUAUUCAUCCACCUGUCCAGCCAUCCAAUCAAUCAGUUAACCAACGACUUAACUUUCAACUCACCCACCCUACCUCCCUCCCUCCCUCUCACUCACUCACUCACUCACUCACUCACUCACUCACUCAUCCACCCACCUAUCCA